GCGCAGCAGCAGAACCAGCAGCAGCAGCAGCACCAGCACCUGGCGAGACGGUAAAGAAGAUGUGGCAGCCCGCGGACAGAGCUCUCGUGUCAGGGGACGUUUCCUGCGCUCGCGCUCUCACCUCCGCGCGGAACACCAUGAACAUACAUGGAGUCGUUUGAGAGCCAUGCGUUUUCUCCCACAGUUGGCAGCACCAGGCAGGUAUUUCUCAGCCUACAGCCAAGGUAGGAGGCGGCGUCGCACUGGGGGGGAGAAGGAGGCAUCAUUAAACUUGGCAGCACCGGUGUUGGUUGCUGGUGUAGCGCGGACAACCACAGCUACCGAGUCUGGGACACGCGUGUUUAUAUUCCUUUUUCUACGUGUGCGUGAAAUUAUUUACAUCAACACGCAGCGUUGAAAAAAAGGCCCUUUGAAUUGCCGUUAUACACACAUUCCUCUCUCGCUCCCAAGUUCCACACAAACUCUGACGUGACUGUGACGUCUUUUUGUUAACGUUUACUAAAUUGUGAAGAGGAAAAUGGACGGUUAAUUGUUUUUUAAACUGUGUGGUGUAACGUUGGAAACUUUAGGUGAGGUGAUGUGGAGCAUCCCAGACAGAGGACCAACCCAGGACUGUCAUUCCACGCCAGCUGUGUGUCACUGUGGACGGAAGACGGAGCGUUAAAAACACACACACACACACACCCAGCACUCGGAUAAUAACGAACCAGACUCUGCGCACGUGAGCACCGGAAGCAAGACUCGGUGUCUGCCCGUCCAGCUGUGUUUGGACCAGCACCGGGUCAGUCAUGACGAGGCACUUCCGUGGUCUGUCAUCUCUGCAGCCGGUGGACGUGUUUGUGAAGUGGACCCGGGCUGAGGUCACGCUCAUCCCCAUGUACACUUUGGGUUAAACGCACCUGAGAAUCCCGUGGAUUACAGUUGGUAAUCUGGGACACAGACAAACCACCCACACACACACACACACAGCCUGCCACCCACCCCCCACUGUUUGUUUUCUGUUGUUUUCGCUGAGAAAUAACUUUUUUUUUUUUGGCCAUGCACUGACUGAGAAGUCAUCUGGAAGCCUUAGCGGGAGUCAAAUGUUUGCUGAGUCAGCCAUGCCUAUCACAAAAAAAGACACUGCUCGGGCCUUGGGGCUUUUGGAGGAGUAUUGCACUAAACUGAAGAAGCCAGAGGAGCAGCAGCUCAAAACUGCCAUUCAGAGAGUGAUGGGCGUUUUCAAAAGUAACCUGUUUGAAGCUCUUCUGGAUAUUCAGGAGUUCUAUGAGGUGACACUGCUGAACACACAGAAGAGUCGUGAGCAAAAGCUUGAGGAGGUCAUGCACAUGGCAGACAAGUGGGAGAAGAGCGUUUCUAUACAGAACUCCGAGAUCCCACAUUCGGUCUGUCCAAUAGAGGAGCAGAGGGAGCAGAGCAGCUCGGACACAAGUGGAAUGGAGCAAGGGGGAAACAGUGGCAAGAGCUCUGAGGCCACCAGCAGUGCAGGGGUCGCUUCACAACGGCCAGUCCCCACCCUGCAUGAACCCUGCCUUGAUGAACGCUCCCUGGGUGAGAAGGGGCAGUACCAUUACCAAGAAGACGACUCGCCGCCCCUCGACCAGGGAUUCCCACGGCUUACCAAUGAGGCGCGCUCUCCCGAGCUGGUGCACGUGUCUCAGAAGAACCUGUCUGAGAUCGAGAAUGUCCACGGCUACGUGUCCCACUCCCACAUCUCUCCUCUCAAGCCUGCACUGGUUACCCGUUUUGAUCUUGCAUACCCGAGUGUGACCACAGCAAACUACAUGGCCAGUCCUGCUCCGAUAAUCGUCAACACAGACACUCUGGAGUCGGUUCCUUACGUCAAUGGCACAGAAAUUGAAUACGAGUUUGAGGAGAUCACUUUAGAGCGGGGUAACUCAGGGUUGGGCUUUAGCAUCGCUGGAGGGACGGAUAACCCGCACAUCGGUGACGACCCUGGCAUCUUCAUCACCAAGAUCAUCCCUGGAGGUGCGGCAGCAGAAGACGGACGGCUCAGAGUGAACGACUGCAUCCUGCGGGUGAACGACGCAGACGUGUCCGAGGUCUCUCACAGCAAGGCGGUGGAGGCCCUGAAGGUCGCCGGUUCAAUUGUCCGACUGUAUGUGCGGCGCCGCAGGCCGAUGCUAGAGACCAUCAUUGAGAUCAAGCUCAUCAAGGGACCAAAAGGGCUUGGCUUCAGUAUUGCAGGCGGCGUUGGAAACCAGCACAUACCUGGUGACAACAGCAUAUACGUCACCAAAAUCAUAGACGGAGGGGCGGCGCAGAAGGACUGUCGGCUACAAGUUGGAGACAGGUUGUUAAUGGUGAACAACUACAGUCUGGAGGAGGUGUCUCACGAAGAGGCAGUGGCCAUUUUGAAGAACACGUCGGACGUGGUGUACCUUAAGGUGGGGAAACCCACCAAUGUCUACCUAUCAGAUCCCUAUGGGCCUCCUGAUAUCACACACUCUUUCUCUCCAGCCAUGGAAAAUCAUAUCUCUUCCCCCAUCAACAGUGGCACUCUGGAGUACAAGUCCGGCCUCCCCCCCAUCUCCCCCGGGAGUUAUUCCCCCCUCCCCAAGCACUUACUAGGGGAAGAGGAUAUAAACAGGUUGGAUGGUUUUUCCUUCUUACGAAAUCCUUCGCUAGACGACGGGGAGGGUCACAGGUUUGAUUCCCAGCACUUCCAGUUGAGGCCUCCUGAGCCAGUUUACAGCACUGUGAACAAACUAUGUGACAAAGCACCCUCCCCCCGACACUAUUCCCCAGUGGAGUGCGACAAAAGCCUCCUCCACUCCGUCCCCUUCCCAAACUAUCACUUAAGCCUGUUCCCUGAGUCGGACUUCACCAGGGAGCCCCGGAAGGUCGUGCUCCACAAAGGCUCCACGGGCCUCGGCUUUAAUAUUGUGGGUGGCGAGGAUGGCGAGGGAAUCUUCGUGUCUUUCAUCCUGGCGGGAGGCCCCGCCGACCUGAGCGGAGAGCUGCGGAGAGGCGACCAGAUUUUAUCGGUAAAUGGGAUUGACCUGCGAGGAGCCACGCAUGAACAGGCAGCAGCCGCGCUGAAAGGAGCGGGACAGGUGGUCACCAUCAUCGCCCAGUACAGACCAGAGGAACUUGCUCUUUGCUCACCGCGACGGGCCCACUCUCCUGCACCAGAGUACGGGCGUUUUGAGGCCAAAAUCCAUGACCUGCGGGAACAGAUGAUGAACCACAGCAUGAGCUCUGGGUCCGGGUCACUGCGGACCAAUCAGAAGAGAUCGCUCUACGUGAGAGCGCUCUUCGAUUACGAGAAGUCAAAGGACAGCGGUCUGCCGAGCCAGGGCCUCAGCUUCAGGUACGGGGACAUCCUCCACGUCAUCAACGCCUCGGACGACGAGUGGUGGCAGGCGCGCCGUGUCACCCCACACGGGGACAGCGAGGAGAUGGGCGUCAUCCCCAGCAAGAGACGGGUGGAGCGGAAAGAGCGGGCACGUCUAAAGACUGUGAAAUUCAAUGCCAAGCCGGGGUCGUUUGAUUCGAAAGCGUCAUUCAAUGACAAACGUAAAAAGAAUUUCAUCUUUACGCGAAAGUUCCCGUUCUACAAGAACAAAGAGGGCGGCGAGCAGGAUGGCAGUGAUUCCGACCGGAGUCAGGACGAAGUGGUUCUAUCGUACGAGCCCGUGAUCCGACAGGAAAUCAGUUAUGCCAGACCCGUCAUAAUCCUGGGACCGAUGAAGGACAGAAUCAACGAUGACCUGAUAUCAGAGUUCCCAGACAAGUUUGGGUCUUGCGUACCACCUGCUGUCAGUUCAGGGCUGCAAGACACCACUCGGCCGAAGAGGGACUACGAGGUGGACGGGCGCGAUUACCACUUUGUGAUGUCCAGGGAGCAGAUGGAAAAGGACAUCCAAGAGCACAAGUUCAUAGAGGCGGGACAGUACAAUGAUAAUCUGUACGGAACAAGUGUCCAGUCUGUGAAAUACGUGGCUGAAAGGGGUAAACACUGCAUUCUCGAUGUGUCUGGAAACGCCAUCAAACGACUACAAGUAGCACAACUUUAUCCCAUCGCCAUCUUCAUAAAACCUAAGUCUAUUGAUUCAUUAAUGGACAUGAAUAAGAGACUGACAGAGGAACAAGCCAAGAAGACAUUUGACAGGGCUAUGAAGCUAGAGCAGGAGUUUGGGGAAUUCUUCACAGCUCUGGUUCAAGGAGACACCUUAGAGGACAUUUAUGACCACUGCAAACAGGUUAUAGAGGAACAUUCAGGACCUUAUAUCUGGAUCCCCUCAAAAGAAAAACUAUAAUAACUCAUCACUCUGGAAGGGGGAGGAGUCUGGACUGCUAGAAAAAAAAGAAUUCCAUCUUGUAACAUAACGAUAACGACGACGAGUAGUCUUCAUCAACGAUGAAUAUGUUUUUCUCUGUUUCGUUUUUCUCUCUUUGGUUAUUGCUUCGUUUUUAUUUGAUUUUUCACGUCACAUGAAUGUUCCUGAAUGUAAAAAAACGGCAACGUGUUAGGACAUUUUAGCUUUUCAAAUGUGUGUGUGUGUGUGUGAGAGAGUGUGUGUGUUUAUUUCAAGAAAUAAAGGGAAAAGAAAAUGUAAAGGAAGUUUAAAAUAAAUAUGGGUUUGUGUCCAUGUCGGCACUGCGGGUGGUUUACACUUUGCUUUGGAAGGAAAAUAGGUUUUCUGACUGCGUCGCCCUCGCCCUCUGUUCACAAUGCAAAUAUUGAAUUGGAGUGUUUUUGUGUGCUCCCCCCCACACCCACCCUGAACACAGCACUGUCUUUGUUUACACUGCCAUUCCUUCCUUGAAUCACUGUAUUUAUUUCUCCGACAUGAUGACGAUGAUGUUGUUGAGGAUGUUUUAUGGAAAAUGUUUUAUUCAUUGUAAAAAAAAAAAGAAAAAAUGUCAUGUUUUCUUUUCUUAUUUUUUAAAAAACAAAAAAAAAAGAGAGGCAGAUGCGAGUUGUUCGGCUGUUGCAUCGACAAUGAAAUGAUACGAAAAAAAGGGAGGACGCUGCUAUUCGCUGUUGGAGAUUUAACACUAUAUUUUGCUACUUAAAUUGCUAGAGGGCACAGAAGCACAGGAUUAUUUAUUAAUUAUUAUUAUAAUUCUUGAUUAAACAGUCAUUGACAGAGCA
Solea solea (common sole) is the source of this 5122-nucleotide messenger RNA. RefSeq names its product discs, large homolog 2 (Drosophila) (gene dlg2). The record is from RefSeq and is a predicted model, not a curated record. Gene Ontology annotation, molecular function: kinase binding. The transcript has 30 exons. Gene Ontology annotation, biological process: chemical synaptic transmission. Gene Ontology annotation, cellular component: neuron projection; postsynaptic density membrane; neuromuscular junction. Lineage: Eukaryota; Metazoa; Chordata; Actinopteri; Pleuronectiformes; Soleidae. The coding region runs from base 1083 to 4283 and encodes 1066 amino acids.